Closterium sp. NIES-65 is the source of this 7860-nucleotide messenger RNA. NCBI's taxonomy places the organism in Eukaryota, Viridiplantae, Streptophyta, Zygnematophyceae, Desmidiales, Closteriaceae. The record is from the annotation of a GenBank genome assembly.
AUGUGGACGUGGACGUGGACGUGGACGUGGACGUGGACAUGGACGUGGACCGCGUCCGCGUCCGCGGACGUGGACGUGGACGUGGUCGUGGACGUGGACGUGGACAUGGACGUGGACGUGGACGUGGACGUGGACGUGGACGUGGACGUGGACAUGGACAUGGACGUGGACAUGGACGUGGACAUAGACGUGGACCUGUACGUGGACGUGGACGUGGACGUGGACAUGGACGUGGACGUGGACGUGGACGUGGAGAUGGACGUGGACGUGGACGUGGACGUGGACGUGGAGAUGGACGUGGAUGUACACGUGGACGUGGACGUGGACGUGGACGUGGACAUGGACGUGGACGUGGACGUAGACGUGGACGUAGACGUGGACGUGGACGUGGACGUGGACAUGGACUGGACGUGGACGUGGACGUGGACGACAUGGACGUGGACGUGGACGUGGACGUGGACGUGGACGUGGACGUGGACGUGGACGUGGACAUGGACGUGGACCGCGUCCGCGUCCGCGGGCGUGGACGUGGACGUGGACGUGGUCGUGGACGUGGACGUGGACAUGGACGUGGACGUGGACGUGGACGUGGACGUGGACGUGGACGUGGACAUGGACAUGGACGUGGACAUGGACGUGGACGUGGACGUGGACGUGGACGUGGACGUGGACGUGGACAUGGACAUGGACGUGGACAUGGACGUGGACAUAGACGUGGACGUGUACGUGGACGUGGACGUGGACGUGGACAUGGACGUGGACGUGGACGUGGACGUGGAGAUGGACGUGGACGUGGACGUGGACGUGGACGUGGAGAUGGACGUGGAUGUGGACGUGGACGUGGACGUGGACGUGGACGUGGACGUGGACGUGGACGUGGACGUGGAGAUGGACGUGGAUGUGGACGUGGACGUGGACGUGGACGUGGACGUGGACAUGAAGGACAUGGACGUGGACGUGGACGUGGACGUGGACAUGAAGGACAUGGACGUGGACGUGGACAGGGACGUGGACGCAGACGCGGACGCAGACGCGGACGUGGACGUGGACGUGGACGUGGACGUGGACGUGGACGUGGACGUGGACGUGGACGUGGAGAUGGACGUGGACGUGGACGUGGACAUGGACGUGGAGAUGGACGUGGACGUGGACGUGGACGUGGACGUGGACAUAGACGUGGACGUGGACGUGGACGUGGACAUGGUCGUGGACGUGGACGUGGACGUGGACGUGGACAUGGUCGUGGACGUGGACGUGGACGUGGACGUGGACGUGGACGUGGACGUGGACGCGGACGUGGACAUGGACGCGGACGCGGACGUGGACAUGGACGUGGACGGGGACGUGGACGUGGACGGGGACGUGGACGUGGACGUGGACGUGGACGUGGUGGACUUGGACGUGGACAUGGACGUGGACGUGGACGUGGACGUGGACGUGGACGUGGAGGACGUGGACAUGGACGUGGACGUGGACAUGGACGUGGACAUGGACGUGGACGUGGACGUGGACAUGGUCGUGGACGUGGACGUGGACGUGGACGUGGACGUGGACAUGGACGUGGACAUGGUCGUGGACGUGGACGUGGACGUGGACGUGGACAUGGACGUGGACGUGGACAUGAAGGACAUGGACGUGGACGUGGACGUGGACGUGGACGACUUGGACGUGGACAUGGACGUGGACGUCGACGUGGACGUGGACGUGGACGUGGACGUGGACAUGGACGUGGACGUGGACGUGGACGUGGACAUGGACGUGGACGUGGACGUGGACGUGGACGUGGACAUGGACGUGGACGUGGACGUGGACGUGGACGUGGACGUGGACGCGGACGUGGACGCGGACGUGGACGCGGACGUGGACGUGGACGUGGACGGGGACGUGGACGUGGACGGGGACGUGGACGUGGACGUGGACGUGGACGUGGAUGUGGACGUGGACGUGGACGUGGAGAUGGACGUGGACGUGGACGUGGACAUGGACGUGGACAUGGACGUGGACGUGGACGUGGACGUGGACGUGGACAUAGACGUGGACGUGGACGUGGACGUGGACGUGGACAUGGUCGUGGACGUGGACGUGGACAUGGUCGUGGACGUGGACGUGGACGUGGACAUGGACAUGGACGUGGACGUGGACGUGGACGUGGACGUGGUGGACUUGGACGUGGACAUGGACGUGGACGUGGACGUGGACGUGGACGUGGACGUGGAGGACAUGGACAUGGACGUGGACGUGGACAUGGACGUGGACAUGGACGUGGACGUGGACGUGGAUAUGGUCGUGGACGUGGACGUGGACGUGGACGUGGACGUGGACGUGGACAUGGACGUGGACAUGGUCGUGGACGUGGACGUGGACGUGGACGUGGACAUGGACGUGGACGUGGACAUGAAGGACAUGGACGUGGACGUGGACGUGGACGUGAACGUGGACGUGGACGUGGACGUGGACGUGGACAUGGACGUGGACGUGGACGUGGACGUGGACAUGGACGUGGACGUGGACGUGGACGUGGACGUGGACGUGGACAUGGACGUGGACGUGGACGUAGACGUGGACAUGGACGUGGACGUGGACGUGGACGUGGACGUGGACGCGGACGUGGACAUGGACGCGGACGCGGACGUGGACAUGGACGUGGACGGGGACGUGGACGUGGACGGGGACGUGGACGUGGACGUGGACGUGGACGUGGACAUAGACGUGGACGUGGACGUGGACGUGGACGUGGACAUGGACGUGGAUGUGGACGUGGACGUGGACUUGGACGUGGAGGUGGACGUGGACAUGGACAUGGACGUGGACGUGGACGUGGACGUGGACAUAGACGUGGACGUGGACGUGGACGUGGACGUGGACCUGGACGUGGACGUGGGCGUGGACGUGGACAUGGACGUGGACGUGGACGUGGACGUGGACGUGGACAUAGACGUGGACGUGGACGUGGACGUGGACGUGGACGUGGACAUGGACGUGGACGUGGACGUGGACGUGGACAGGGACGUGGACGUAGACGUGGACGUGGACGUGGACAUGGACGUGGACGUGGACGUGGACGUGGACGUGGACGUGGACGUGGACAUAGACAUGGACGUGGACGUGGACGUGGACGUGGACAUGGACGUGGACGUGGACGUGGACGUGGACUUGGACGUGGACGUGGACGUGGCCGUGGACAUGGACGUGGACGUGGACGUGGACGUGGACGUGGACGUGGACGUGGACAUGGACGUGGACGUGGACGUGGACAUGGACGUGGACAUGGACAUGGACGUGGACGUGGACAUGGACGUGGACGUGGACGUGGACAUGGACGUGGACGUGGACAUGGACGUGGACGUGGACGUGGACGUGGACGUGGACAUGGACGUGGACGUGGACGUGGACGUGGACGUGGACAUGGACGUGGACGUGGACAUGGACGUGGACGUGGACGUGGACGUGGACAUGGACGUGGACGUGGACAUGGACGUGGAGAUGGACGUGGACGUGGACAUGGACAUGGACAUGGACGUGGAUGUGGACAUGGACGUGGACGUGGACAUGGACAUGGACGUGGACGUGGACAUGGACGUGGACGUGGACGUGGACAUUGACGUGGACGUGGACGUGGACAUGGACGUGGACGUGGACAUGGACAUGGACAUGGACGUGGACGUGGACAUGGACGUGGACGUGGACAUGGACAUGGACGUGGACGUGGACGUGGACGUGGACAUGGACGUGGACGUGGACGUGGACGUGGACGUGGACGUGGACGUGGACAUGGACGUGGACGUGGACGUGGACGUGGACGGGGACGUGGACAUGGACGUGGACGUGGACAUGGACAUGGACGUGGACGUGGACGUGGACAUAGACGUGGACGUGGACGUGGACGUGGACAUGGACAUGGACGUGGACGUGGACGUGGACGUGGACGUGGACUUGGACGUGGACGUGGACGUGGACGUGGACAUGGACAUGGACGUGGACGUGGACGUGGACAUGGACGUAGACCUGGACAUAGACGUGGACGUGGACGUGGACGUGGACCUGGACAUGGACGUGGACCUGGACGUAGACCUGGACGUGGACGUGGACAUGGACGUGGACGUGGACGUGGACGUGGACGUGGACAUAGACGUGGACGUGGACGUGGACGUGGACAUGGACGUGGACGUGGACGUGGACGGGGACGUGGACGUGGACGUGGACGUGGACAUGGACGUGGACGUGGACGUGGACGUGGACGUGGACGUGGACGUGGACGUGGACGUGGACAUGGACGUGGACGUGGACGUGGACAUGGACGUGGACGUGGACAUGGACGUGGACGUGGACGUGGACAUGGACGUGGACUUGGACGUGGACGUGGACGUGGACGUGGACGUGGACAUGGACGUGGACGUGGACAUGGACGUGGACGUGGACGUGGACAUGGACGUGGACGUGGACAUGGACGUGGACGUGGACGUGGACGUGGACAUGGACGUGGACAUGGACGUGGACGUGGACGUGGACGUGGACGUGGACAUGGACGUGGACGUGGACGUGGACGUGGACAUGGACGUGGACUUGGACGUGGACGUGGACAUGGACGUGGACUUGGACGUGGACGUGGACAUGGACGUGGACGUGGACGUGGACGUGGACGUGGACAUGGACGUGGACGUGGACGUAGACAUGGACGUGGACGUGGACAUGGACGUGGACGUGGACAUGGACGUGGACGUGGACGUGGACAUAGACGUGGACGUGGACAUGGACGUGGACGUGGACGUGGACGUGGACGUGGACAUGGACGUGGACGUGGACGUGGACGUGGACGUGGACAUGGACGUGGACGUGGACAUGGACGUGGACGUGGACGUGGACAUGGACGUGGACGUGGACAUGGACGUGGAGAUGGACGUGGACGUGGACAUGGACAUGGACAUGGACGUGGAUGUGGACAUGGACGUGGACGUGGACAUGGACAUGGACGUGGACGUGGACAUGGACGUGGACGUGGACGUGGACGUGGACAUGGACGUGGACGUGGACAUGGACGUGGACAUGGACGUGGACGUGGACAUGGACAUGGACAUGGACGUAAACGUGGACAUGGACGUGGACGUGGACAUGGACAUGGACGUGGACGUGGACGUGGACGUGGACAUGGACGUGGACGUGGACGUGGACGUGGACGUGGACGUGGACAUGGACGUGGACGUGGACGUGGACGUGGACGGGGACGUGGACAUGGACGUGGACGUGGACAUGGACAUGGACGUGGACGUGGACGUGGACGUGGACAUAGACGUGGACGUGGACGUGGACGUGGACAUGGACAUGGACGUGGACGUGGACGUGGACGUGGACGUGGACUGGACGUGGACGUGGACGUGGACGUGGACAUGGACAUGGACGUGGACGUGGACACCUGGACGUGGACGUGGACAUGGACGUGGACGUGGACGUGGACGUGGACGUGGACAUAGACGUGGACGUGGACGUGGACGUGGACAUGGACGUGGACGUGGACGUGGACAGGGACGUGAACGUGGACGUGGACGUGGACAUGGACGUGGACGUGGACGUGGACGUGGACGUAGACGUGGACAUGGACGUGGACGUGGACAUAGACGUGGACGUGGAUGUGGACGUGGACGUAGACGUGGACGUGGACGUGGACGUGGACGUGUAGACGUGGACGUGGACGUGGACGUGGACGUGGACUUGGACGUGGACGUGGACUUGGACGUGGACGUGGACGUGGACGUGGACAUGGACGUGGACGUGGACGUGGACGUAAACGUGGACGUCGACAUGGUCGUGGGCGUGGACAUGGACAUGGACGUGGACGUGGACGUGGACAUGGACGUGGACGUGGACGUGGACGUGGAUGUGGACAUGGACGUGGACGUGGACGUGGACAUGGACGUGGACGUGGACAUGGAGGUGGACGUGGACAUGAACAUGGACGUAGACGUGGACGUGGACAUGGACGUGGACGUGGACAUGGACGUGGAUAUGGACGUGGACGUGGACAUGGACAUGGACAUGGACGUGGACGUGGACAUGGACGUGGACGUGGACAUGGACAUGGACGUGGACGUGGACAUGGACAUGGACGUGGACGUGGACGUGGACGUGCACGUGGACAUGGACGUGGACGUGGACAUGGACGUGGAUAUGGACGUGGACAUGGACAUGGACAUGGACAUGGACAUGGACGUGGACGUGGACAUGGACGUGGACGUGGACAUGGACGUGGACGUGGACGUGGACAUGGACGUGGACGUGGACGUGGACGGGGACGUGGACGUGGACGUGGACGUGGACAUGGACGUGGACGUGGACGUGGACGUGGACGUGGACGUGGACAUGGACGUGGACGUGGACGUAGACGUGGACAUGGACGUGGACGUGGACAUGGACGUGGACGUGGACGUGGACAUGGACGUGGACUUGGACGUGGACGUGGACGUGGACGUGGACGUGGACAUGGACGUGGACGUGGACAUGGACGUGGACGUGGACGUGGACAUGGACGUGGACGUGGACAUGGACGUGGACGUGGACGUGGACGUGGACAUGGACGUGGACAUGGACGUGGACGUGGACGUGGAUGUGGACGUGGACGUGGACAUGGACGUGGACGUGGACGUGGACAUGGACGUGGACUUGGACGUGGACGUGGACAUGGACGUUGACUUGGACGUGGACGUGGACAUGGACGUGGACGUGGACGUGGACAUGGACGUGGACGUGGACAUGGACGUGGACGUGGACGUAGACAUGGACGUGGACGUGGACAUGGACGUGGACGUGGACAUGGACGUGGACGUGGACGUGGACAUGGACGUGGACGUGGACAUGGACGUGGACGUGGACGUGGACGUGGACGUGGACAUGGACGUGGACGUGGACGUGGACGUGGACGUGGACAUGGACGUGGACGUGGACAUGGACGUGGACGUGGACGUGGACGUGGACAUGGACGUGGACGUGGACAUGGACGUGGAGAUGGACGUGGACGUGGACAUGGACAUGGACAUGGACGUGGAUGUGGACAUGGACGUGGACGUGGACAUGGACAUGGACGUGGACGUGGACAUGGACGUGGACGUGGACGUGGACGUGGACAUGGACGUGGACGUGGACAUGGACGUGGACAUGGACGUGGACGUGGACAUGGACAUGGACAUGGACGUAAACGUGGACAUGGACGUGGACGUGGACAUGGACAUGGACGUGGACGUGGACGUGGACGUGGACAUGGACGUGGACGUGGACGUGGACGUGGACGUGGACGUGGACAUGGACGUGGACGUGGACGUGGACGGGGACGUGGACAUGGACGUGGACGUGGACAUGGACAUGGACGUGGACGUGGACGUGGACGUGGACAUAGACGUGGACGUGGACGUGGACGUGGACAUGGACAUGGACGUGGACGUGGACGUGGACGUGGACGUGGACUUGGACGUGGACGUGGACGUGGACGUGGACGUGGACAUGGACGUGGACGUGGACGUGGACAUGGACGUAGACCUGGACAUAGACGUGGACGUGGACGUGGACGUGGACGUGGACCUGGACGUGGACGUGGACCUGGACGUAGACCUGGACGUGGACGUGGACAUGGACGUGGACGUGGACGUGGACGUGGACGUGGACAUAGACGUGGACGUGGACGUGGACGUGGACAUGGACGUGGACGUGGACGUGGACGGGGACGUGAACGUGGACGUGGACGUGGACAUGGACGUGGACGUGGACGUGGACGUGGACGUAGACGGGGACAUGGACGUGGACGUAGACAUAGACGUGGACGUGGAUGUGGACGUGGACGUAGACGUGGACGUGGACGUGGACGUUGACGUGUAG